AUGCCAGGCCCCAAGUUCGCUCUCCUGGACGGAUUGGCGGGUAUCGCGUAUCUUGCAAUACUCAUUCCGAUCUGGGCGGUCGAGGUUGACGAUCUGGGGUCAGCGGGAUAUGGCUUUUUGGCUGGAUACGCAACAGCUCCCAUGAUUGUCAACAUGUUUAUCCACUUCUACUUCUUUGCUUGCAAGGCUCGCGCGAUGUGGUUUGCGUUGCGUGCUCCGACGGUACAUGAGUGCCCCAACUGCCACCACGACUUGACGGUAGGCACUCCACAGAUCAAAGAGACGAACAAGGAUGGAGCGCGGUACAGCUUGCUGCGCGGAGAAGACUAUCUCGAUGCCGACGCUGAUGCCGAGCGCUACAUCGAUGAGAGCGCGAGGCCUUCCGAGGAGCAGCUCCGACCUGAGGGUGAUGACAAGGAAGACAAGGGCAAGUCCAGCAUCGAUGUCUGA
Molecule: messenger RNA, 450 nt
Organism: Alternaria hordeiaustralica
Lineage: Eukaryota; Fungi; Ascomycota; Dothideomycetes; Pleosporales; Pleosporaceae
Exons: 2
Coding region: 1-450 (149 amino acids)
Source: RefSeq, a predicted model, not a curated record